UGCAUUAAGCUCCAUGUGGUGAUCAGGCAGGGACUAUUUCUUCUUCAGGAGGAUGUGAUGUGCGCUACACGAUGAUAUUUGUGCCAGUAAAGCAGACGUUGUGGAUUCUCUGUGUGUUUCUGAGCACUGCAGCCAAAGAGGACAGUCCUUGUCCACAGGGAGGUCAGAUCCAUGUCUCCAGCAGACGAUGCUUCUUUCUCUCUGAGAGUCCGUCCUCAUGGCCCGACGCUCAGACUUCCUGCAGAGAGACUCGCAGAGGAGAUGUUGCCUCUGCUGAGAGCCUGGAGCUGCAGGACUUCAUCCGACACUCCUUUCCAGUGAAAACCACAGUGUGGGUUUGGGCGAAAGGAUCGGGGGGAGAUGGGUCGGACCAGACGGAUGUUAUCGAGCCAGUGAUUCCUGUAGAGAGUCCAGGGGAGUGUACUCAGAUGGCUUUGGGGACAAAAGGAGAGUGGAGGAAGACUCAAUGUGCCGGACGAUACCUCUUCCUGUGUGAAAGGGAAGUAACAGAGUCUUUCCCGUCUGUGGACAGUUAUCUGACCGGGUCGGUUCUCAUGAGCGGUGACUACACUCAGAUCCAGAUUCAACCCUUACCCAAUGCACCGGACAUCGGACAGAUCACAGUGGAGAUGCAGCUGUUCCCAGGUCUGUGGUUCAGUCAUGCAGGUCAGCUGGUCUCAGUAGAGCUGGUGGUCCAACCCAGUCCUGACUCCUCUCUGUCUCGUGUCCAGAUCCUCCGACCGUACUGCAACCCCAACCACCAUCUGGUUCCUCCAGGUUGCAGCGCUCUCUUUAAUCCGUUCAGCUGCUGCUCAGCCGUCCCGCUGUGCAACACGACAGGGGGCUGCAGCACAGGUCAGUACUGGUGCCACCUGCUGGAGGUCUGCAUGCCCACCACUAGUCCCUGCAGCCCCUAUGACUCUGAAACAAGGGCCCGAGGCUUCGUUUUACCUCCCAGAUACACUGCAAUACCGCCUUUCUACCACCUGGUGGCCGACCUGCCUCUGAGGGUUAACCCGAGCUCUGAACUGACAACUAUAAGUCUGAUUCUUCCAGAUCGAGCGAUCAUGGUGUACCCCGAUGAUAUCGUGGCUGUUCAACACACUCGUGACUCUGCGACUUUCUUACACUGCGUGAACAGUGACGCCUCUCUAAAGUCCCCCUGGCGCCAAAGCUACAUGUCCCUGAGGAGGAGGGAGGAGUGGGGGGGCUGGAGGGAGGGAGGCCUCACUUCCCUUCCCCAUGGAGGCCAGUGGGUGGACGGGGUGGUGUGUGAUCUAAGGAUGAUGUACGUGGACAAUCUUCACAGAGGAACCGAGCACGAAGAUAACCCUGGCUUCACUGAAAGAGAGACAACCACAGCCUUAAACAACCAGGCCUUCACAACUGGUCCUACUCCGAGUCUUGGAUCUAAAUUUAGGCUUGACGUCAUCCACCCUGUGCCAGAUGCAAAUAACCAGAUUCACGUCCAAAUAAACGUCCCGACACUCAUUGUGGUCAAGGUCCUGUUUGGCGAGAAAGCAAGUAGCACAUGGUCAGCACCAGUUCUCCAGACGGGGGUUCCCUUCCUAUCAUCUUGCCCCAAAGAGGUGGCUCAAUCCUGGGAUGGAUGUAAGAGACAGUCCCAUGAUGCCUGGUUCUCCUCUGUGACCAUGAUAUCGCCCACAGUUGGGUUUGAAACGCUGAACAUCAGUGUGAUGGACGCAGAAAGCUCUCAGAGUGUGAGUGUGAGUGUUUGCAGCUAUGAGGAAGUCACAGGGCUAAGUGUUGAGCCGCAUGGAUGCCGGAGGAUGAUCGUAGACACACCACAGUCAUUUACAGCCAAAGUGGAGAGUGGUUCCUCAGUGAAAUUCACAUGGGUGAUUGACUACAUGGAGAACUUUGCCAAUCAAGGAGAAUCUUACAGCGUUGUGUUCAAGAAACCUGCCGAGUAUAAGCUCAGGAGCCAACAAACCCUCCUGACUGCUGAUGAAAUGACCCCACUGUCUGAUCCACAGUUCCUAUUGGUCAGGGAGAUCAUAGGUGUGGAUGCUACACACCUCUACACUCUCAGGGUCAAAGUGGACAUCUCCCUGCCGGUUACCUUCAGAUGGGAUUUUGGGGAUGGCAGUAGCGAGAAGAUCCACACACAAUCUGCUCCAUGCCAGACCAUGGAGGGGCUCAUGGAGAGAGGAGAUAAACAAGUGUACGUCCAGGACUCUGUGAACUAUACCUAUCCCAUCCCAGAUGACUACACACUUCACGUCCAAGUCUCCAACCAAUAUGACCACACUGACGCCUCCAAGAAAAUAAGGGUUCGCCCUCAAUUAAAUCACCUCCUUAUUUCCUCCAACGUUCCUGUACCUCUCGUCAAUCAGACUCUUAUUCUUGAAGCUACAGUGGAGCCCUCGACCUACGCUGUCGUCUACACAUGGGACUUUGGCGAUAGCUCUGAAUCUCUCCAAAGCAUCCACCAUAAAGUCAACCACAGUUUUAUUUCUGCUGGGGCUUACAACGUCACAGUGUGUGCCAACAACACCCUGACAGUGCUGACCUCCUGGAUAAUGGUGGAAGUUCUGGAGAAAAUCUCUGGAUUAACAGUCAGCUACAAUGGACCCAGUGAACUAAACGUAGCUACAGAUUUCCGAGCUACAGUGACGACUGGUAGUAAUCUAACGUGGGAUUUUGACUUUGGCGAUGGAUCCUUUCAGGGCAACAUUUCAGAUGGCUCCAUCUCCCAUGUCUAUGUAUUACCAGGAAACUAUACGGUAGAUGUAACUGUCUCGAAUACUGUCAGCAAAGCUCAUCAGUCCAUCAGUGUGGAGGUCUAUACGUUGGCUGUUAGUGGAGUUCUCCCUACAACAUGUGUCAUGAGUGGAAACGAAAUACAGUUUACUGCUUUGGUGAAUGGGAACAUAUCCAAUCUGACUUUCCAUUGGCUGUUUCAAGAUGGUUCGUCUCUGAUUGUAGUAACGGGGCAAUCUACAGCCAUGCACACCUUCCUAAACCAUGGGAUUUGUCAUAUUAGUCUGACUGUGUUGAGUACUGUUACAUCAGUAUCCUAUAAUACGAGUAUCUGUAUCGAAUCGCGAAUAACCAACGUAUCAGUGCAGCCAUCAAAGGAAGUAGUGGCAGUAGGGGAAGAGGUAUGCUUCAAGGUGUUAGUUUUACCUGUACAGAUAAGAGGUUACCAAUUGAAGUGGUUCAACAGCUCCUCUAGCCUCAUUGCUGUGACAGAAAAUGCUCAAAAGUGUUUCAUCUUUAGGGAUGAAGGUGUGGAAGUGGUUUUAGUGACAGCAAGUAACAGUGUUAGCAACAAAACAGCCAGAGCUAGUAUCACCGUUCAACACCCUGUAAGUGACCUGUCUGUGGGGCAUGAUAGUGAAAGUAUCACACUGACAGUCAACACAUUAGCAUCAUUUUGGCUUGCUUCUUGCACUGGUAGCAAUGUGUCCGUGCUGUGGGACUUUGGAGAUGGAUCUCCUGUUGAACAGAACAAAAACGUGUCACAUGUCUUUACCACAACAGGUCAGUUUACAGUCACCGCCACAGCAUUUAACGCCGUUAGCCGUGAUUCUGUGACCCUUCAAGUCAAUGUUUUAAAUACUAUUUCGGACCUUUCUCUUCACACCAACCAGCCUUAUGCUGCAGUUGGAGAAGAAACACUCAUCUCAGCAAUUAGCAGUGCAAUCAGUAACACCAUUUACUACUGGACUGUAGACGGUAUAUCCUCAAACGUACAGGGGACCGAUCAGUUUAGAUUUGCUUUCCUGAAACCAGGAGUGUAUCAAGUCCGAGUUAUAGCACAGAACUUGGUGAGUAGAAAGGAAGCAGCUAUUGUAGUUGAGGUCUUUGAAAGAAUAGAGGGUCCUCAGAUUGAAUGUCAGAACCUGAUAAAUGUUAAAUACGUACCAACCCAAGAGGAACUAGUGUUUAUUGCCUCGAUCACCAAGGGAUCCAAUGUCUCUUAUCAAUGGCUCGCUACACAAAGCGGAAUAAACAUACAUGGUGAUGAAGAGCUUUUUCAGAUGUUAGCUGAAUCUCCUGGAGGGAUUUCAGUUCAGUUAAGAGCUUCUAACAAGUUGGGUGAGGCCACCAGUGUUGUUUCUUUGUUGGCAGUACAGCGUGUUACAGGUGCGCACAUUACAACACAAUCAAAUGUCGUGGCAUUAGGGAAAGUAGUGAAUAUCUCUGUAUCGGUGGUUACCGGUUCAGAUUUGGAGUACCUUUGGUAUAUGAUGUCUGGUGUCUCACCUUUGCAAACACAUGCAUCCUUCCUUCUCCACACUUUUACAACUGUUGGUCAUCGUCUUGUUAGAGUGUUGGUUCAAAAUGUCCUCAGCCAAUGCAAUGUCACCAAAGAGUUGAAUAUACAGGAGGGAAUCCAAGAAGUGGAUUUUAAGAUUGAAGGAAAGACGCAUCCGUUUUAUGCCCCCACAAGUUCUGCUAUUCAACUCCAUGGGAUUAUUCGGAAGGGAAGUGAUCUGCACUGGAACUGGGAAGUAAAAGGUGCUAAUCUUUAUAAUGCUUUCGAUCAGACCUUCAUCUACACGUUUCCAUAUGAAGGCAUCUAUCAGGUGUCUUUGAAUGUCUCCAAUGGGAUCAACUGGGAGAUGGUUUCACACAGUGUCACAGUCCAGGAUGCAAUCGAGGGUCUAACGUUGAACAUUUCCGAGUCUUCUUUCUGCACGGAGGAACAAGUUACUGUUAUUCCAACAAUCUCCAAAGGAAGCAAUGUCAGCUUUGCUAUAACCUUUAAAAACAAGGACUGGAUUCGUAGUCAGAGCGUUCUUGAGGGGCGGUUCAUCACAUCGAGCCUUCCUGCAGGGAAACAUCUAGUAACGGUGAAAGGUUGGAACCAUGUCAGCAGUUCUGAGGUGUCUUCAAGCAUUCUGGUCACUGAGCAUAUUCAAGGUCUGAGACUUGUGAACUGUUGUUCUGAUGCUUUCGAGGCUCUGAAAGGAACCAGGUUCAGGGCAGAAGUUCAAAGUGGACUUCCUGUGAACUACUCCUGGGUAUUUAAUUCAUUGGGGUCUAAGCCUACCAUGUUCACAGGACAGGAAGUGAUCUUUACUCCUGCAGAAAGUGGUUUACUGUCUGUUAGCGUGCUUGCUACCAAUGGAGUCUGCUCAAAGAAGGUAAAUGAUACUGCCACCGUUCAGUGGGCUGUUAAGAAGGUGACGCUUGUCUGUCAUUCAGAAAGAUUAUUUGUUGGACAUGCUGUCAAGUUUUCUGCACAGAUGAAUGGACGGAGCAAUCCAAGAUAUCUCUGGGGCUUUGGAGACUCCAAUGAGACGUUGGCAACAGACUUAAGCACAGUCAAUCAUACUUAUUAUAUCCGUGGGAAAUACAUGGUUGUGGUCAAAGUGUUCAACAGUGUCAGCCAUGUAUCUAGACAGCUACACAUACAAGUGGAGGAGCUCCUUUGUUCAAGCCCUCAAGUUUCUCUUAUCCAGAGCCAUUUGACUAUCUUCAGGUCUAGAAUGAGUUUUUUUGAAGCUAUCGUGGACAUUAACUGCUCUGCUUACAAAGCUGCGUACCUAUGGGAGAUACUUAAUGAGUCAGAUUGUAACAAUUUCACUGGGAACAAAGUCGUUCUUGGAAGCCAGGUAGAUGCAUCGUCACCCUUUCUCUUACUCCCAAAGCAUACUCUGGAUUUGGGACAGUAUUGCUUGGUGUUCACCGUUUCCCUCCAAGGAACGCCUUUACUUGUCCAACGAAAUAUCAGCGUUACAGUAGUCCACUCAGCAUUGGUCGCUGUUAUCAAGGGAGGAUCACACAGACUGUGGCCCAGCCUCAGUGAUCUCAUCCUGGACGGAUCUGAGUCUGAAGACCCUGAUGAACCGCCAGGAGUGGAUGAUACACUGCAAUACCACUGGACCUCCAUGACUGUGGUGACUACGAGUGAAGCUCCUGUGUUUCCUGUGAUUGUGGAUUGCGUGUCCUGCUCUCUUCUGUCCUCCCCUCACCAAAUAAGCUAUACCACCCCCACUGUACUGUCAGGACAAUGUGGACAGUGUGACGAUCGAGCUCAGUACAAGUGGAGUGCUGAGGACCAGACUGGCGUGACCCUUGACCUUAACGAGGUCUCCACAUCUACCGGCAGACACUCUCCUAACCUGGUGGUGCGUUCAGGUGUCCUACAACCAGGACAGAGUUACACCUUCACUCUCAAUGUGUCCCAGCCUGGCAGAGGGCGUUGGGGUAGCGCCAGCCUGACGAUCCACCCUAACAAUCCCCCUCAUGGAGGCCUCUGUGAACUCAGUCCAGAGUCAGAUAUACGUCUGCUGGAGACGGUGGUCACCUACAACUGCUCAGGGUGGCAAGAUGAUGAAAGCGGGACCUCUCAGCUGAUUUACACCUUCCAAGUUGCACCAUGUCAUCCCAAUGGCCCGGUGUGCCCCUUACUCACUCUGUACAGGGGUACUCGUUCAGCUUAUGGCAGUCUGGUUCCAAUGGGAAGUCCUGGGCAAGGAAGAAGCACAUCAGUUAUCUCAGUUACUUUGCUGGUAGAAGACCAUCUGGGGGCAAAAGUCAUUGCUCUGAACAGAAUGCUGACAGUUGAAACUCCUCCAAAGGACGCAGUUGCCAAUCAGUGGCUGAGAAACAAGAGCCAGACAGAGCUUUGGGCUUUAGUCCAACAAGGAAACCCUCAAGAGAUCAUCCCUUAUUCCAUCGCUCUCACCAGCCAGCUCAAUCAGGUCCCAUUUGCAAAUGCGGAUCUUCCAGACUUCCCCCAGGCUCUCGUCUGUCUCCAGGUGAAACUGAUCGAGGCCUCCUCUCUGAAACGCUCCGUCGCUCCGCAGGUGGCGAGCGCCGCUCUUACUCACUCCGUACAGACUGAUGCCAACUCCCCUCUGACCUGCCCCUCUCCUGCGGCCGGUCUUCACCAGCACUCGGUACUGAUGGAGGCCCGGUCGUCCACACAGAGGAACCCGGCUCAGCCUGGUUCUCUCCAGGUGGUCCAGUUUGUGAGCGAUGAGCCCCAGCAGCAGGUGGAUCAGAACCAGAACCGCACACACCAUCCCGACCAGAAGCAGCACCACGGCCCCGGGAUGGAGGAACAUGCUGGCCCCGAACAUGGUGAGGUGCUGGGUGAGGCAGUGGGCGCUCUGCAGGGUGCUGCCCUCCAGAGGCUGCAGACCCUCACUGCUCCAACGCCUCUGCUGCACGCUGUAACUCUGCCUCCUCACACACACACUCUCCCUCCUCACACACACACUCUGCCUCCUCACACACACACUCUCCCUCCUCUGGAAACGGUGUAUCUGGGAAACAGCAGCGUAACGACGCAGCAGCUCUUCAAUGACUUACACAUGUCUGAGUGGACCAACAGACAGUUUAAAACCCUUUCCCUCGACUUCACACACUUCCACAGAGAGUCCGGUUUGUUUGUGUGUGUUUCCAUCAAACUGGAGUGGGUUCGCUCACAGAGACUCGCCUCCUUCCUCUCCAUCCUUCCUUUCCUCAUCCCUUCUCCUCACUCUGGACCCGACCUGCAGGCAGCACUCACGGUGCUUCUCCUGGUCUCCGCUCUCCUCAUGUUGUCCGGGGGGUUUUGGUCGAUGUCUGCUGAGCGCUCCCAGUACUUUCGACGGUUCAGAAACUGGUUCCAGCUCCUCCUGGCUUUGUUGUCUCUAACAACCUCAAUCCUGCAGCUCUGCUUCCUGUCUCAGGCAUCCAACUGUGUUUCUGAGCUCCGAUCCGAUCCCGACAGCUUCGUGGACUUCCUGCCUGCGGCCCUGCUGUCAGAGAGGAGUUCUCAGAGUGCCGCUGUCCUGCUCACGAUGCUGCUUCUGAAG
Molecule: messenger RNA, 7781 nt
Organism: Notothenia coriiceps (black rockcod)
Lineage: Eukaryota; Metazoa; Chordata; Actinopteri; Perciformes; Nototheniidae
Product: polycystin-1-like
Biological process (GO): calcium ion transport
Cellular component (GO): plasma membrane
Molecular function (GO): monoatomic cation channel activity
Source: RefSeq, a predicted model, not a curated record